AUGGCCUUGAAGCUCUAUGGAUCCAAGAUGUCGACCUGCACGCAGAGAGUGAUGCUUGUGUUGAACGAGCUGAACCUGUCGUACGAGUUGGUUGACGUAAACAUGAUGAAGGGCGAACACAAGUCCAAGGCGAUCGCCAGAUAUCUUGUGGCCGAGUAUGCAUCUUCGGGAUCGACGCUGGGCGUUCUGUCAAACUCGAAAGAUCUGGCACUCUUCGAGCAAGCUGCAUCUGUAGAGUACUCGUACUUUGAGCCCAGCAUAUCAAAGCUUGCUUAUGAAAAGAUGUUCAGAAAGAUGAUGGGCCACGGCGAACCUGAUUCUGCGGUGGUAAGAUCGCUGGAAGCUGACUUCAACGAAGCCCUCGAUUACUACGAAACAAUCCUCCAGAAUCAGGACUAUCUUACGGGCAAUGUAAGGAGACCAAAGCGGUCUAACGACUUUUCCAAGGAUAGCACUAACGCCGUUUUGCUUGUANNGGAAGUAUCAUUGGUAGACUUGUUUCAUGUCCCAUGGCUUGAGUUUCUUCCACGACUGGCUAUGGAGGGCGAAAUCGAGUCCAGAGGCAAAGUGCAAGACUGGUGGAAGAGGUUGCAGCAGCGAGCUUCAUGGCAACAGAUAUUGAGCGAUCCUGCACAUUAA
Molecule: messenger RNA, 639 nt
Organism: Aureobasidium uvarum
Lineage: Eukaryota; Fungi; Ascomycota; Dothideomycetes; Dothideales; Saccotheciaceae
Source: the annotation of a GenBank genome assembly